Molecule: messenger RNA, 1071 nt
Organism: Benincasa hispida (wax gourd)
Lineage: Eukaryota; Viridiplantae; Streptophyta; Magnoliopsida; Cucurbitales; Cucurbitaceae
Product: transmembrane protein (DUF788)
Biological process (GO): vacuolar protein processing
Cellular component (GO): intracellular membrane-bounded organelle
Source: RefSeq, a predicted model, not a curated record
AGGAUUCCGCCAUCCCCAAUUUACACGUGAAAUCAAAAUCAGAUGCGCCAUUGUUCUUCUUCCUCCUCUUCGGUUCAUUCAGAUACCCAGCCAUAAACUCACCAACAUUUUGCUGCAAUUUCCCCUCACAGUUUCGGAAUCGAGCUCACAUAGAUGGCAAACCAAGGUGCAAAGAAGCGCAAGGAAGAGAACGCUCGUCAUGUGGCGAAUCUCCGUCGCCUUAUCAUAGCCUGCAACGUUAUCUAUAUCUUGGUUCGGAUGCUGAUCUUUCAUUCAAGUUUCACCUGGAAACACUGGAUUGGUCUGAUUGUCACAUCCGCAGCUUAUUUUAUUCCUUACAACCAACUUGAAAAAAUGGCAAACCCAACCUAUGGCGAUGAUGGUGAACUUCUAGAUGGUGGAUUUGAUAUGAGUACUGGUGGAAUUUGUGGCUAUUUGCAUGAUGUGAUCUACAUUACAAGCUUUGUGCAAAUAAUGUCAAUCCUGUCUGGGAAGUUUUGGUACACCUACCUUGUGAUUCCAGCAUUUGGGAUAUAUAAAUCUUCUGGUUUAAUUCGAGGUUUGUUAUCGCAAGGUUCAGAGGAUGAACCCGAGGACGAGAAGACUCGGAAGAAGAGGGAAAAGAUGGAGAAGAAAGCUUCAAGAGUGAAAUUUGUGAAGACCAAGAAUAGAUAAUCUUCUCUUCAAAAUGAAAACCAAUCAACUUCAAAGAUAUCAGAUGCAAAUCUGAGCAGAUGGAUUGCAUCACAGUCAAGUUCUAGGUACAAGUUGAGGUUAGUUUAAGUGAAAUGUUUAUGUAUUAAUCUGACUAAUUAUAACAGGUUUAAGGGGCUGAAAGUGAAACAUAUCAUUGUAAACUCCAUUCUGUCAACUGAGCAUUUUGGAAGUCCCACUUUCCUCUUUCAAAAUGACACCACAACCCACAGGUACACAACUUUUGAAGCUUUGGUUUCAUUUAGAAGAGACAAAUCUAGGAGAGGGAUGUCAAAGCAAUAGUUAAAUCUCUUCUAAUUUGUUUCUACACAUUUUUGCUUCCCAUUUCUAAGUUUUGGUCCCAUGGUAUCUGGACAA